Molecule: messenger RNA, 5291 nt
Organism: Psammomys obesus (fat sand rat)
Lineage: Eukaryota; Metazoa; Chordata; Mammalia; Rodentia; Muridae
Gene: Clspn
Product: claspin
Exons: 25
Coding region: 1-3942 (1313 amino acids)
Biological process (GO): mitotic G2 DNA damage checkpoint signaling; activation of protein kinase activity; mitotic DNA replication checkpoint signaling
Molecular function (GO): anaphase-promoting complex binding
Source: RefSeq, a predicted model, not a curated record
AUGACCGGCGAGGCGGGUUCUGAGGUUAACCUGGAAAUCAGUGAUCUAAAACUUGUUUCACAAGAAGAAGAAGAAGCAGAUAGUCCUGUAGACAGUGGACAGGGCAGCUUAGAAACGCUCUUGAGUGAAAGAGAUUCUGAUGAAGAGAUAUUUGUGAGCAAGAAGCUGAAGAGCAGGAAAGUGCUGCAAGACAGCGAUUCUGAAGCUGAGGACAGAGAUGGCUCUCUGGAGAAACCCACCUAUGACAGCCAGGAGGAGACUGAAGAGAACUUCUACUCAGGCAAGACUGGAAGGAGCAGGAGCAUUUCCAAAAGGCUGGCUGAUGGCGAUGAGAGUGACAGUGAGGGAGCUCUGUGUCGGGAGAGCCUUAAAACUCAAGAGACGCCCACCUCAGAGCCGAGCCUCCAGCCUGGAAGCCCUGUGGACUUCACCACCAACAGAAUGCUUUCCAAAAAACUCUCCAGAGAAGGAACUGAAGCAAAAGCAAAAUCCAAGAGAAGACUGGAGAAAGAGGAGAGAACAAUGGAAAAAAUUAGGAGACUGAAAAAGAAGGAAACAAAAUAUCAGGAAAGUGAUGCAGACCAGCCACUUAAUGACAGUGGCUGUCUUCUUGGAGAUAGUGAUCUUUUUGAAACAGGUUUGGAGGAAGAAAAUGACUCUUCAUUGGAAGAUGAAGAGUCAUUAGAGUCAAUAAGGGCGGCUGUAAAAAACAAAGCAAAAAAUCACAAGAAAAAGGAACCAUCUCUGGAGAGUGAGACCUUUUCAUUAGAAGAAGAAAAUGAGGUAUCCAAAGGCAACGUGAGGAAGGAAAGAAAGGCAGCGAAGCUAAGUAAGGAAGCAUUAAAAAGACUGCAUAGCGAGACUCAGCGUCUAGUCCGAGAAUCUGCACUUAAUCUUCCAUAUCAUAUGCCUGAGAGUAAAACUAUUCACGAUUUCUUCAAACGUAAACCCAGGCCCACUUGCCAGGGAAAUGCCAUGGCCUUGCUGAAGUCAUGUAAGUAUCAGUCAGGCCAUUACAAGGAGACCAUAAACACGGCCGAUGCAGCUGAAAUGAAUGCCGAUGAUCCCAGCAAAGAUUCUGAGCAGACAACAGGUACAGAAACUGCAACGGAAACUAAUGUUGCCCCUGAGGUCUCAGAAGAAGCUGGAAUUACUGCUGGAUCAGAUGAGGCUUGUGGGAAGGAUCCAGUGAGAGAGCUGGAAAUUGAGGAGACUGAGAAGCACGGUGAUGACAGACCUUCUCCUGGGGACACUUCAGUGGCACAGCAGGAACCCUCCAUCUCCAGGAUCAAUGAGGGGUAUCAGGUUGGAGAACUCACAGUGUCUGACCCUCAUGCCCUAGAGGGAGAAAAACUGAAAACAACAGAAGAGACAGAUGCAAAAGAGGGAGAGCCUGCACAGAAAGCGAAAUCCUUGGCAGGUACGCCACCCAAGAAGGUGAGAAGAUUCACCAUGGACCGACUUAGGCAGCUAGGAGUGGAUGUUUCCAUUCAGCCCCGGCUGGGUGCUGACGAAGACUCCUUUGUGAUACUUGAUGAACCUGAACCCAACCGAGAACUGGAAGCCUUGAAGCAGCGUUUCUGGAGGCAUGCUAACCCAGCAGCCAAUCCCAGGGCUUGUCAGACAGUGAAUGUGAACAUCAUCGUGAAGGACCUGGGCACUGACGGGAAGGAGGAGCUAAAGAUGGAUGUGGUGCCUGUGACUUUGGCAGCUGAGAAACUGGAUGGAGCAAGCCACACAAAACCAGGUGAAAAACUGCAGAUGCUAAAAGCUAAAUUGCAGGAGGCAAUGAAACUCCGAAGGCUUGAGGAGCGGCAAAAGCGCCAAGCAUUAUUAAAAUUAGAUAAUGAAGAUGGGUUUGAAGAGGAGGAGGAAGAGGAAGAAAUGACAGAUGAGUCUGAAGAAGAUGGAGAAGAGGAGGCAGAAGAAGAGGAGGAGAAUCAAGACACUCAGGAGACUGCAGACUUUCUUCUUGUUAGUGAAGAUACAGAAACCAAAGAUGAAAAGGAAACAGAUAAAGAAAAUACAGAUGGCAGUAGUGAAAUUGGCAAGUCUGUUGACCUCUCCGUUCCCAAGCCCCUCUCCUCGGAUUCCACCUUACUUCUGUUUAAGGACAGCUCUUCCAAGACUGGUUACUUUCCUACUGAAGAAAAAUCAGAAACAGAUGAACACUUGGGCAAGCAGUCCAGCAAACUGGAUGAAGAUGACUUGUGUUCACUGCUAACAAAGGAGAGCAGCCACAAUAGCAGCUUUGAGCUGAUUGGCUCCACAAUUCCAUCCUAUCAGCCUUGCAACAGACAGACAGGCCGUGGGGCCAGCUUUCUCCCUACAGCAGGAGGGUUCAGAUCCCCCUCCCCUGGGCUGUUUCGAGCCAGUUUGAUCAGCUCAACUUCUAAGAGUUCAGGAAAACUGUCUGAGCCUUCACUUCCCAUAGAGGAUUCCCAGGAUCUGUACACCGCCUCCCCAGAGCCCAAGACACUUUUCCUAGGAGCAGGAGACUUCCAGUUCUGUUUAGAAGAUGACACUCAGAGCCAACUGUUGGAUGCAGAUGGAUUUUUAAACAUUAGAAAUCACCGGAAUCGAUACCAAACUCUGAAGCCUCAGUUGCCACUGGCCAGUAUGGAUGAGAAUGCUAUGGAUGCCAACAUGGAUGAGCUGCUGGAUUUGUGUACCGGACAGUUUACAUCUCAGUCCGAAGAGAAAUGUCAGCCUAGUAGGGAUGACAAAAAAGAAAACAUGGAUGAACUUCUGAAUCUUUGCUCAGGCAAAUUUCCUUCUCAAGAUGCCUCCCCUAUGUCUGCGUUGGAGCUAAGUAAGCAAGAGAGGGAGAACAGCACAGAUGAUCCUAUGGAAGAGGCACUUGCCCUUUGCUCAGGCUCUUUCCCAACAGACAGGGAGGAAGAGGGCGAAGAGGAGGAAUUUGGAGACUUUCAGCUUGUUUCAAGGGAAAAUGGAUUUACUAGCGAUGAGGAUGAACACAGCAACUCUAGUGAUGAAGAGCUGGCCCUGGACCAGGAGGAGGAUGAAGAAGAGCUCCUGAAGCAGUCUGAGAAGAUGAAAAGGCAAAUGAGAUUGAAGAAGUUCUUGGAAGAUGAGGCGGAGGUGUCAGGAAGUGAUGUGGGAAGUGAAGAUGAGUAUGAUGGGGAAGAGAUCGAUGAAUAUGAAGAAGACAUCAUUGAGGAAGUGCUUCCAUCUGAUGAGGAACUGGAGAGUCAGGUCAAGAAAAUACACAUGAAAGCCAUGUUGGAUGAUGAUAAGCGACGACUGAGGUUAUACCAAGAGAGGUACCUUGCUGAUGGGGAUCUGCAUAGCGAUGGGCCUGGACGAACGAGAAAAUUCCGAUGGAGACACAUAGAUGACACCUCCCAGAUGGAUCUGUUCCACAGAGACUCUGAUGACGAUCAGGUUGAAGAGCAGCUUGAUGAGACUGAAGCCAAGUGGAGGAAGGAGCGAAUUGAACGAGAGCAGUGGCUUCGGGAACAGGCUCAACAGGGGAAAAUUUCUGCCGAAGAAGAGGAUGUUGGGGAGGACAGUCAGUUUAUGAUGCUGGCCAAGAAAGUCACAGCCAAAGCUCUGCAGAAGAACGCCAAUCGUACUGUGGUUGUUCAGGAAUCAAAGUCUGUGUCCAGUAACCCCUUUGAAGCCAUCAGACCAGGAGGUGCUCACCAGCUGAAGACAGGCUCCUUGCUGAAUCAGCCCAAAGCUGUGCUUCAGAAACUCGCUGCCCUGUCUGAUCUCAACCCCAGCGCUCCCCGAAACUCAAGAAACUUUGUCUUCCAUACACUUUCUCCCACCAAGGCGGAGGCAGUAAAGGAAUCAUCUAAGCCUCAGGUGAGAAGAAGGGGACCAUCAUUAAUGAUGUCACCGUCUCCUAAGCGGCUAAAGACAGAUAAGAACAGUCCAGGACCAAAGCGAAGCAUCUUCAGAUACUUGGAAAGCUAACACCAUCCAGGCGACCAGCGUCUGUCAAAACUACUCAAAGUAGGUCUGGCAUGGAAAGGUGGAACUGAUGUUUCUGCUGACGACCCGCUCUGGUGCUCAUGAUCUGCAUUAUGCGCAGAGUUCUUCUUACAGCACGGCUCUCAGCAGCGUUCUUUUCUUUCCUGGUGUUAUUUUCCAGCUUGGCCACCAGUGUUGUCACUGCAGACUCUGCAGCAUCGACCUCCAGAAUAAUUGAAGUCUCACUUCUGUUAAGCAUUUGACAUUUUUCCUAGCAGUUUCCUGGGUUGACACCACUUUGAAGUGGGGGUGUUUGGAGAAGAAAGAAAGUGUGCCAUUAUAGAAAAUUACUGAAAGCCAGUACCAGGAUGAUUCCUCCACACCAUGGGACAUGGCUGCCAGGCCUCAGCGUGAGCAGCUAAGAUGGAGGAUCUAAGCAACACCCACCCGGCUGCUGCAUCAGUCUCCUUCCUUCUGUGUCCUGUAAGCCUCUAGCCUUGAUUUCUGAUUAACCUUUAAUGCCUUUGAGAUAAGGACAUAAGCUGGUACUGAGUGUAUAAAGAGAUCAACCCUCAUUUUCUGCAGUAAUGUUGGAAGAAGAGGGGUUAUACCCAGUGGCCACCGGCACUGGGUAAUCCGUGGGAGAGAGACCUUCUCUGGGACAAGAGUCUCAACUUAAAGCGUUUGUUCCUGAGCCUCUCUCCCUUCUGCAGACUAGAAGAAAUCCAACCACUUUUUAAUAUUUUUUCCCGUUUUUUGAAGCAGGAUUUUUCUGUGUAACCCUGGAUGUCCUGAACUCACUUUGUAGAUCAGGCUGGCCUUUAACUCACAGAGAUCCAUCUGCCUGACCACUAUUUAUUACAUCUCUUGGGCUGAGUUUGUUGCCCUGACCAAUCAGAGAACAUUUUACUGCUUCAUCACUAAUAUUGAGAUCAGAACAGUGAAAUUUAAUAAAAUUAUUGAAAAGAACUGCCAUCACUUUCUUUGACCUGUCCCUGGGCUUUCAGAAAUAUACACCAAUUUCCCCCCUCAGAACUGAAUUCAGUGUUGCAUUGCAAAAACCAUUCCAGGAUUAUGUUGGGUUUCAGUGUCAAAAGCUGACCAUGGGAAGUUGAGUAAGAUUGUGUCUGUCUUUUGAGAGACAUAAACCAGCCAGUUCAACUGAUGAAAUUAAGAUGUAGGUUUUCUCUUGGUUGAUAGGGCUUUUUGUUUAUUUUAUUUCUAAUACUCAGGAUGCUGACUUGGACAGAACAUACAUUUGUAUAUUUGUAAUCUUGUAAUAGGAGAAAUGUGUAUAAAGCUGUUUUAAUAUGUAUGUAGAUUUUUCAAUAAAUCUCAUUUCCUUAAGGGCA